AUGGAUUUUGAUCAGCAGGUUCUGCGGACACUGUGCGUAAGACCUGCUCCAAAAACAGAAAUACGCACAUUCCGUGAGGCAAAGGUAUCGAAUUUCUACAUAAAGAAAAACGAAAAGUACGAUUAUGUCAAGCAUAGACUGGAAUGCAUGCGACCGUACUUCCUAGAGCUGCUGCAAAUCAAGCGAUUUGAGUCUGUCAACCAUAUAUCUGAAUCUUCAUUUUACACAUAUGGGACAAUAGUCAACCCUACAGGACUAAAGCUUGAUUCAUCGAAUAUAUGCAUUGCAUCUAAUGUUGAUGAAAGCAACGAUGUUGUUGUUAGACUCAAUAUGGAGCAUUUACAUAGAUACUCGGUAUUUCCUGGCCAAGUUGUUGCAGUAAAGGGAAAAAAUGUUGGUGGAGACGAGAUAAUUGUUGAGAGACUCGAUUGUAUUCCAGUUGUGGAUGUAAACACGACAGAAGCAAGCAGUUCUGAUAAUACAUUCAAUAAUCUAAGGAUAGUUGCAUUUCAAGGACCUUAUUGCUGUGAACUUGGAGGAUGUGAAGUUGAUGUGUUUGAGAAGGUUCUUGCGAUGGAGGCAGACAUUUUGGUUUUGAUAGGUCCAUUUGUAAAGCCAAUAAAUGAACUUGAUGGGAAGUCUCCGUAUGGUGUGCUGAAUGAUGUUUUUAUGCCAAAGGUUCGAAGGUGGCUAGGAAAGCAUUUGUGGCGGAAAGUGAUUCUGGUGCCAUCGAUAGGAGAUCCUACAUGCCUGAGUGUGUAUCCACAGGAAGCGAUUGAUUUUGAAGAGGAGCGUGUAUACUGUGUUAGUAAUCCCUGUGAAAUUUUUGUGAAUGAGUGCCUGAUUGCAAUCUCAUCAUUAGAUAUGCCUCUUGAAAUAUGCUCUGAGGAAUAUUUUUAUAACUCUGGAAAAGCAGAUGUGGCAGAUGUGUGUGGAGAGCUUCUUUUCAAGGGAGACAGAAUGGAUAGGUUGGCACAUCAUCUGGUGUUUCAGAGGAGCUUUGUGCCUGUAUUUCCAUCGAGAAGCGCAGUGUCAUAUUCUUCACCAGAAGGAUUGAUGAUGGGAAUGGCACCGGACAUAUACAUUGUUGUGUCGAGAUUGAAAGGAUUUUGUAGACGAGCAGGACCAAGCCUGGUGGUUAACCUUGGAUUUGUAGCCAGAGGAGGAAGUGCAUGUGUAAUAAAGCCUGGUACUAAUAGAGAAGCAGAUGCAGAGUUUAUUGACUUGUGUAAUGAGGAGACUGAUGGAAUGGAUGAUAAAUAG
This is a messenger RNA of Ordospora colligata OC4, 1263 nucleotides long. RefSeq names its product subunit B of DNA polymerase alpha. Gene Ontology annotation, molecular function: DNA binding. The record is from RefSeq and is a predicted model, not a curated record. The coding region runs from base 1 to 1263 and encodes 420 amino acids. Gene Ontology annotation, cellular component: alpha DNA polymerase:primase complex. Gene Ontology annotation, biological process: DNA replication initiation; DNA replication. NCBI's taxonomy places the organism in Eukaryota, Fungi, Microsporidia, Ordosporidae. The transcript has a single exon.